AUGGCUUCUGGCAGUGGACUGUUGGGUCCUGCACCAAACAAUGCUUUCAACUCCAAUCCGAAACAUGGCCCCGUGAUGGGGCAAAGCGUGGUGUUGCCCAAGCCAGCUGCCACUGGCAUGGGCGGUAUGGCUGCAAUGGGCGGCAUGCCGGCCUCAUUGCAAGCAAGAUCACCUGACGCGAACCGCCUGGCACGGCUACAAGCGAUUCUGACCCGCUUUGAAGUCUCCAUCGCUGAGGCCAACGACCUGGCUGUCUUGGAAGAUUAUGAGAUCGUUCUAAUUUUGGACGAUUCUGGCAGCAUGAAUGCAGGUUCCAAACCUCCAGGCCAGCGGUCUCUCACGGAGGACGGGGCGUCCACUACAAGAUGGGAAGAACUGAAAGAAACUACGGCGCUUCUGGUGGAGAUUGCCUGUUGCUUCGACAAGUUUCUUUUCCUGUCCUUCCAUUCGGCCUUGUCCCAGGAGCGCCUCAGACCCACGCUUGGUCGCCAGCUUCGCAGCUCCACCGCGGGGCUCCACCCCUUUAACCGAGUCCCUCAGCACGGUGGCGUUACACUGCGAUGGUGA
Messenger RNA from Durusdinium trenchii, 567 nucleotides. The record is from the annotation of a GenBank genome assembly. Lineage: Eukaryota; Dinophyceae; Suessiales; Symbiodiniaceae.